Molecule: messenger RNA, 378 nt
Organism: Dendronephthya gigantea
Lineage: Eukaryota; Metazoa; Cnidaria; Anthozoa; Malacalcyonacea; Nephtheidae
Product: prefoldin subunit 1-like
Exons: 4
Coding region: 10-378 (122 amino acids)
Biological process (GO): protein folding
Cellular component (GO): cytoplasm; prefoldin complex; endoplasmic reticulum
Molecular function (GO): low-density lipoprotein particle receptor binding; protein folding chaperone; heparin binding
Source: RefSeq, a predicted model, not a curated record
UAUUUCAAUAUGGCGGAUCCACAAUUUGAUCAGGAUUUAAGAAAGGCAUUUCAAGAUCUUCAGGCGUUGAUGCUUGAAUCAACACAAAAGAUAAAAAUAUCAGAAAUACAAAUCGAGCAACUAAGAAGUACAAUAACUCGUGCUAGACUGACUGAAAGAGAACUGGACGGUUUACCACCUGACACUAGAACAUACGAAGCUGUUGGGAGAAUGUUCUUACAUCAGCCCAUCAAAACAAUUCAAGAGAGCUUACAAGAAAAAAUCAGAAUAACAGACUCCAAAGUAAAAACGAUUGAGGGAAACAAACAACAUCUGGAAAGUAAAAUAAAAGAACAUGAGGACAAUAUUAGAGAGAUGUUAACUUCCAGACAUAAAUAA